GGAACAGGGGCAGGAACAGGGGCAGGAACAGGGGCAGGAACAGGGGCAGGGGAAAAGACUUCUCAUCCGUAGGAACUGGAGGAGCGAAUGGAGGGCCGUUUUCCUGCCUGUUCGUUUUUUUUAAAAAUCAGAUAGGCUGCUUCGGUUGGUUGACUCCACCCAUCAACCACUGUCGAUCCAAUGAGGAGCAUGCAGCCUCUCGCUGUGCAACAGGUGAUAUUCCACCUAAACUCUGUAUGCCACGGGCUCUCCAACCCUCUUCCUACAGCUACCCAGUACUCUGUAUACCAUGGUCUCUCCAACCCUGUUCCUGCAGCUACCCAGUACUCUGUAUGCCAUGGUCUCUCCAACCCUGUUCCUGUUCCUGCGCAGUACUCUGUAUACCAUGGUCUCUCCAACCCUGUUCCUGCAGCUACCCAGUACUCUGUAUGCCAUGGUCUCUCCAACCCUGUUCCUGCAGCUACCCAGUACUCUGUAUGCCAUGGUCUCUCCAACCCUGUUCCUUCAGCUACCCCGUUUUCCUGCCUGUUCGUUUUUUUUAAAAAUCAGAUAGGCUGCUUCGGUUGGUUGACUCCACCCAUCAACCACUGUCGAUCCAAUGAGGAGCAUGCAGCCUCUCGCUGUGCAACAGGUGAUAUUCCACCUAAACUCUGUAUGCCACGGGCUCUCCAACCCUGUUCCUGCAGCUACCCAGUACUCUGUAUGCCAUGGUCUCUCCAACCCUGUUCCUGUUCCUGCCCAGUACUCUGUAUACCAUGGUCUCUCCAACCCUGUUCCUUCAGCUACCCAGUACUCUGUAUGCCAUGGCCUCUACUACCCUGUUCCUGCAGCUACCCAGUACUCUGUAUACCAUGGGCUCUCCAACCCUGUUCCUACCCAGUACUCUGUAUGCCAUGGGCUCUCCAACCCUGUCCCUGCAGCUACCCAGUACUCUGUAUGCCAUGGGCUCUCCAACCCUGUUCCUACCCAGUACUCUGUAUGCCAUGGGCUCUCCAACCCUGUCCCUGCAGCUACCCAGUACUCUGUAUGCCAUGGUCUCUCCAACCCUGUUCCUGCAGCUACCCAGUACUCUGUAUGCCAUGGUCUCUCCUACCCUGUUCCUACCCAGUACUCUGUAUACCAUGGUCUCUCCAGCCCUGUUCCUGUUCCUGCCCAGUACUCUGUAUACCAUGGUCUCUCCAACCCUGUUCCUGCAGCUACCCAGUACUCUGUAUGCCAUGGUCUCUCCAACCCUGUUCCUGCAGCUACCCAGUACUCUGUAUGCCAUGGUCUCUCCAACCCUGUUCCUGCCCAGUACUCUGUAUGCCAUGGCCUCUACUACCCUGUUCCUGCAGCUACCCAGUACUCUGUAUGCCAUGGUCUCUCCAACCCUGUUCCUACCCAGUACUCUGUAUACCAUGGGCUCUCCAGCCCUGUUCCUACCCAGUACUCUGUAUACCAUGGGCUCUCCAACCCUGUUCCUACCCAGUACUCUGUAUGCCAUGGGCUCUCCAACCCUGUUCCUACCCAGUACUCUGUAUGCCAUGGGCUCUCCAACCCUGUUCCUACCCAGUACUCUGUAUGCCAUGGGCUCUCCAACCCUGUUCCUGCAGCUACCCAGUACUCUGUAUGCCAUGGUCUCUCCAGCCCUGUUCCUGUUCCUGCCCAGUACUCUGUAUACCAUGGGCUCUCCAACCCUGUUCCUGCAGCUACCCAGUACUCUGUAUGCCAUGGUCUCUCCAACGCUGUUCCUGCAGCUACCCAGUACUCUGUAUGCCAUGGGCUCUCCAACCCUGUUCCUACCCAGUACUCUGUAUGUCAUGGGCUCUCCAACCCUGUUCCUGCAGCUACCCAGUACUCUGUAUGCCAUGGUCUCUCCAACCCUGUUCCUGCAGAUACCAGUACUCUGUAUGCCAUGGUCUCUCCUACCCUGUUCCUAACCAGUGCUCUGUAUGUCAUGGGCUCUCCAACUCUGCUCCUGUAUCUACCCAGUACUCUGUAUGCCGUGUACGUUCUCUCCAAAGUUUGGGGCAUAGCAUGAGGUAACCAGUCCAUCCAAUUUGCAUAAUUAUCCAGUAUUACCUCAAAGGAGAUUACUAGAAUAUGAUUAAUUUUGGAGUGUAGGCUAGACCAAUUAUCUACCAAAGGCUUCUUAAAUCAGUUUUCUUUUAAUGUUUUUUUUCUGCAGUGAAGCAGUAGGCUGUGUUUUAUAUUGGCACAAUCAUAAUUGUAUUUUUUUAGGGUUUAAUUCGGGAUUAGUCUAAUGUAUAUGCCUGUGCAUAAACUCUGAAAUUACAUUGGGAUUGUUUUGAAGUAAUCAUCACCUGACAAAGCACUGUCCAUUUCCUGUUCCUGUUUCGCGUCCACGAAGACCAGAUUUUCCACUCAAUUUCAACCUGUUGUUGAACUCAAAAAAACGCGGGAAGUAGUUUGGGGUGGGUGUGCUGCGAUUUUGUUUUUGCCGACAGUGGUGCAGAAAUGGUUUUGCCCGCGAUGAAGACAUCUAUUUCAGUCUGUUAAUACAGGACUAGUAAAGGCCCAGUGUUACAGAAGGCUCAAUUAGUCUGUUAAUACAGGACUAGUAAAGGCCCAGUGUUACAGAAGGCUAUAUCAGUCUGUUAAUACAGGACUAGUAAAGGCCCAGUGUUACAGAAGGCUAUAUCAGUCCUCUAAUACAGGACUAGUAAAGGCCCAGCGUUACAGAAGGCUAAAUCAGUCUGUUAAUACAGGACUAGUAAAGGCCCAGUGUUACAGAAGGCUAUACCAGUAUGUUAAUACAGGACUAGUAAAGGCCCAGUGUUACAGAAGGCUAAAUCAGUCUGUUAAUACAGGACUAGUAAAGGCCCAGUGUUACAGAAGGCUAUACCGGUAUGUUAAUAAAGGACUAGUAAAGGCCCAGUGUUACAGAAGGCUAUACCAGUCUGUUAAUACAGGACUAGUAAAGGCCCAGUGUUACAGAAGGCUAUAUCAGUCUGUUAAUACAGGACUAGUAAAGGCCCAGUGUUACAGAAGGCUAUACCAGUAUGUUAAUACAGGACUAGUAAAGGCCCAGUGUUACAGAAGGCUAUACCAGUCUGUUAAUACAGGACUAGUAAAGGCCCAGUGUUACAGAAGGCUAUACCAGUCUGUUAAUACAGGACUAGUAAAGGCCCAGUGUUACAGAAGGCUGUAUCAGUCCUCUAAUACAGGACUAGUAAAGGCCCAGUGUUACAGAAGGCUAUAUGAGUCCUCUAAUACAGGACUAGUAAAGGCCCAGUGUUACAGAAGGCUAUACCAGUCUGUUAAUACAGGACUAGUAAAGGCCCAGUGUUACAGAAGGCUAUACCAGUCUGUUAAUACAGGACUAGUAAAGGUCCAGUGUUACAGAAGGCUAUACCAGUCUGUUAAUACAGGACUAGUAAAGGUCCAGUGUUACAGAAGGCUAUACCAGUCUGUUAAUACAGGACUAGUAAAGGCCCAGUGUUACAGAAGGCUAUAUCAGUCCUCUAAUACAGGACUAGUAAAGGCCCAGUGUUACAGAAGGCUAUACCAGUCUGUUAAUACAGGACUAGUAAAGGCCCAGUGUUACAGAAGGCUAUACAGGGCUAGUAAAGGCCCAGUGUUACAGAAGGCUAUAUCAGUCCUCUAAUACAGGACUAGUAAAGGCCCAGUGUUACAGAAGGCUAUAUCAGUCCUCUAAUACAGGACUAGUAAAGGCCCAGUGUUACAGAAGGCUAUACCAGUCUGUUAAUACAGGACUAGUAAAGGCCCAGUGUUCCAGAAGGCUAUAUCAGUCCUCUAAUACAGGACUAGUAAAGGCCCAGUGUUACAGAAGGGUCAAUUAGUCUGUUAAUACAGGACUAGUAAAGGCCCAGUGUUACAGAAGGCUAUAUCAGUCUGUUAAUACAGGACUAGUAAAGGCCCAGUGUUACAGAAGGCUAUACAGGACUAGUAAAGGCCCAGCGUUACAGAAGGAUACAUAUUAGUCUGUUAAUACAGGACUAGUAAAGGCCCAGUGUUACAGAAGGCUAUACCAGUCUGUUAAUACAGGACUAGUAAAGGCCCAGUGUUACAGAAGGCUAUACCAGUCUGUUAAUACAGGACUAGUAAAGGCCCAGUAUUACAGAAGGCUAUAUCAGUCCUCUAAUACAGGACUAGUAAAGGCCCAGUGUUACAGAAGGCUAUAACAGUAUGUUAAUACAGGACUAGUAAAGGCCCAGUGUUACAGAAGGCUAUAUCAGUCUGUUAAUACAGGACUAGUAAAAGCCCAGUGCACUACUUUUGUGAAAAAGUUCAAACGAAUUGUAUUUGAGUAUUUACCAGCCCUUGUAAUUUGAGUCUGAUAAUUAUAUGUACAAAACAGUUAAUCUGAUAAUACUUGUGGAAUAUAAAAAUACUUGCUUGAUAUACACUAUCAAUCAAAAGUUUGGACACACCUACUCAUUCCAGGGUUUUUCUUUAUUUUUAGUAUUUUCUACAUUGUAGAAUAAUAAUGAAGACAUCAAACUAUGAAAUAACACAUGGAAUCAUGUAGUAACCAAAAAAAGUGUUAAUCAAAUCCAAAUAUAUAUUUAUAUUUGAGAUUCUUCAAAGUAGCCACCCUUUGCCUUGAUGACAGCUUUGCACACUCUUGACAUUCUCUCAACCAGCUUCAUGAGGUAGUCACCUGGAAUGCAAUUUCCAAUUUCUUGAAAACGUAUUUCUAUGUGAAAAAUGAAAUGGUCUAUGGUUCAUUUAUUUUUUAUUUUUUUUGUAGACGCUCUUAUCCAGAGCAACUUACAGUAUUGGUGCCUACAUGUUCAUACUGUUGAUACUGGUCCCCCGCCCCCCCCCCCCCCGCGGGAAUUCUAACCCACAACCUUAGCAUUGCUAGCACCAACUGAGCCACGUCAUCACAAACCACUUGAUGUCUCAAUGUACUCAAUUACUGUAUUGUACGUUGUUUUAUCGUCAUGGUGAUGGAAAGUCUACAGGUACAAACCUAGAUGACCAGUCGAUGUACAUUUACAUUAAGUGGCUUGUAAGGAUGGGAUGUUUUAUGUUUUAUUUAUUUCACCUUUUUUCACCUUUAUUUAACCAGGUAGGCCAGUUGUUUCACCUUUAUUUAACCAGGUAGACCAGUUGUUUCACCUUUAUUUAACCAGGUAGGCCAGUUAUUUCACCUUUAUUUAACCAGGUAGGCCAGUUAUUUCACCUUUAUUUAACCAGGUAGACCAGUUGUUUCACCUUUAUUUAACCAGGUAGACCAGUUGUUUCACCUUUAUUUAACCAGGUAGACCAGUUUUUUCACCUUUAUUUAACCAGGUAGACCAGUUGUUUCACCUUUAUUUAACCAGGUAGACCAGUUGUUUCACCUUUAUUUAACCAGGUAGACCAGUUGUUUCACCUUUAUUUAACCAGGUAGGCCAGUUAUUUCACCUUUAUUUAACCAGGUAGACCAGUUGUUUCACCUUUAUUUAACCAGGUAGGCCAGUUAUUUCACCUUUAUUUAACCAGGUAGGCCAGUUGUUUCACCUUUAUUUAACCAGGUAGACCAGUUGUUUCACCUUUAUUUAACCAGGUAGGCCAGUUAUUUCACCUUUAUUUAACCAGGUAGGCCAGUUAUUUCACCUUUAUUUAACCAGGUAGGCCAGUUAUUUCACCUUUGUUUAACCAGGUAGGCCAGUUAUUUCACCUUUAUUUAACCAGGUAGACCAGUUGUUUCACCUUUAUUUAACCAGGUAGGCCAGUUAUUUCACCUUUGUUUAACCAGGUAGGCCAGUUAUUUCACCUUUAUUUAACCAGGUAGACCAGUUGUUUCACCUUUAUUUAACCAGGUAGGCCAGUUGAGAACAAGUUCUCAUUUACAACUGCGACCUGGCCAAGAUAAAGCAAAGCAGUGCGAAACAAACAACGGCAACACAUGGAGUAAACAAAACGUGCAGUCAAUAAUACAUUAGAAAAACCUGUAUACAGUGUGUGCAAAUGAAGUAAGGAGGUAAGGCAAUAAAUAGACCAAUAGUGGCGAAGUAAUUACAAUUUAGCAAUUUACACUGGAGUGAUAUAUGUACAGAUGAGGAUGUGCAAGUAGAAACACUGGUGUGCAAAAGAGCAGAAAAACUAAAACAAAUAUGGGGGUGAGGUGGGUAGUUGGUUGGAUGGGCUAUUUACAGAUGGGCUGUGUACAGCUGCAGCGAUCGGUGAGCUGCUCUGACAGCUGACGCUUAAAGUCAGUGAGGGAGAUAUAAGUCUCCAACUUCAGUGAUUUUUGCAAUUCGUUCCAGUAAUUGGCAGCAGAGAACUGGAAGGAAAGGCGACCAAAGGGGGAGUUGGCUUUGGGGGUGACCAGUGAGAUAUACCUGCUGGAGACUUUAUUUAUUUAUUUAUUUUACCGUUAUUUUACCAGGUAAGUUGACUGAGAACACGUUCUCAUUUGCAGCAACGACCUGGGGAAUAGUUACAGGGGACAGGAGGGGGAUGAAUGAGCCAAUUGUAAACUGGGGAUUAUUAGGUGACCAUGAUGGUAUGAUGGCCAGCCAACGAGACGAUAAGUGCCAUGGGAUCUUUAACGACCUCAGAGAGUCAGGACACCCGUUUAACGUUCCAUCCGAAAGACGGCACCCUACACAGGGCAGUGUCCCCAAUCACUGCCCUGGGGCAUUGGGAUAUUAUUGUUUUUAGACCAGAGGAAAGAGUGCCUCCUACUGGCCCUCCAACACCACUUCCAGCAGCAUCUGGUCUCCCAUCCAGGGACUGACCACGACCAACCCUGCUUAGCUUCAGAAGCAAGCCAGCAGUGGUAUGCAGGGUGGUAUGCUGCUGACUUAUAGAUGACCUGUAGCCAGUGGGUUUGGCGACGAAUAUGUAGCGAGAGCCAGCCAACGAGAGCACACAGGUCGCAGUGGUGGGUAGUAUAUGGGGCUUUGGUGACAAAGCGGAUGGCACUGUGAUAGACUACAUCCAGUUUGCUGAGUAGAGUGUUGUAGGCUAUUUUGUAAAUUACCUCGCCAAAGUCAAGGAUCUGCAGGAUAGUCAGUUUUACGAGGGUAUGUUUGGCAGCAUGACUGAAGGAGGCUUUGUUGCGAAAUAGGAAGCCGAUUCUAGAUUUAACUUUGGAUUGGAGAUGCUUAAUGUGAGUCUGGAAGGAGAGUUUACAGUCUAACCAGACACCUAGGUAUUUGUAGUUGUCCACAUAUUCUAAGUCAGAACCGUCCAGAGUAGUGAUGAUAGACAGGCGGGCAGGUGCAGACAGCGAUCGGUUGAAGAGUAUGCAUUUAGUUUUACUUGCAUUUAAGAGCAGUUGGCGGCCACGGAAGGAGAGUUGUAUGGCAUUGAAGCUCGUCUGGAGGUUAGUUAACAGUGUCAACAGUGUCCAUGGUAAAUUAAUCCUGCAAGAAAAAUGUUUUUUUUCCAUGUUAUUUGAUCAAGAAACAUAUUUAAUUUGAUGUGGAUGUUUUGUGUCUUUGCCCAGAACUUUGCAGGUUUUGAUGUAAAUGUUUGAGGACAUGGUUGUGUUCUUUCUGGAUUCCAUUAGAAUGACAUCACAGAGAAAUUGACAUGGCAACGACUCACAAUUCCAUUAGAAUGACAUCACAGAGAAAUUGACAUGGCAACGACUCUCACAAUUCCAUUAGAAUGACAUCACAGAGAGACAGGGACAACGACUCUCACAAUUCCAUUAGAAUGACAUCACAGAGAAAUUGACAUGACAACGACUCUCACAGUUCCAUUAGAAUGACAUCACAGAGAGACAGGGACAACGACUCUCACAAUUCCAUUAGAAUGACAUCACAGAGAAAUUAGACAUGACAACUACUCUCACAAUUCCAUUAGAAUGACAUCACAGAGACAACGACUCUCACAAUUCUAUUAGAAUGACAUCACAGAGAAAUUGACAAGACAACGACUAUCACAAUUCCAUUAGAAUGACAUCACAGAGACAACGACUCUCACAAUUCCAUUAGAAUGACAUCACAGAGAAAUUAACAUGACAACGACUCUCACAAUUCCAUUAGAAUGACAUCACAGAGAGACAGGGACAACGACUCUCACAAUUCCAUUAGAAUGACAUCACAGAGAGACAGGGACAACGACUCUCACAAUUCCAUUAGAAUGACAUCACAGAGAGACAUGGCAACGACUCUCACAAUUCCAUUAGAAUGACAUCACAGAGAGACAUGGCAACGACUCUCACAAUUCCAUUAGAAUGACAUCACAGAGAGACAUGGCAACGACUCUCACAAUUCCAUUAGAAUGACAUCACAGAGAGACAUGGCAACGACUCUCACAAUUCCAUUAGAAUGACAUCACAGAGAGACAGGGACAACGACUCUCACAAUUCCAUUAGAAUGACAUCACAGAGAGACAUGGCAACGACUCUCACAAUUCCAUUAGAAUGACAUCACAGAGAGACAGGGACAACGACUCUCACAAUUCCAUUAGAAUGACAUCACAGAGAAAUUGACAUGAAAACGACUCUCACAAUUCCAUUAGAAUGACAUCACAGAGAAAUUGACAUGACAACGACGCUCACAAUUCCAUUAGAAUGACAUCACAGAGAAAUUGACAUGACAACGACUCUCACAAAUCCAUUAGAAUGACAUCACAGAGAAAUUAGACAUGACAACGACUCUCACAAUUCCAACUGUUGAAACCUGCAACAUUCUGUUCUUAAUUAUACAACGACCUUUUUUGUCAAAGCGGCGAUGCUAAAAAAAAAUAAUCUUUUGCUCGCGUUGCCGACGUCUAUAUCGGUCCACAAAUACUAGUAAAGGCCCAGUGCACUACUUUUGUGAAAACAAAUAAAUAAUAAUAAUUUCAAUAUAUAUAUUUUUUAAAUAUUAUUAUUCUGAUUGUUCAGAUGUGCUGCAGCACCCUCAGCAGCUCUACUUCCUUUUUGAACUUCUUUCUUCAGAUUGACCAAUCACAGUGAAGUGAGUAUUUAAAGAUGCUGUUCUGUUGAUUUUUGUUUGCAUUUGCAUUUGUGUCAGAGUGGUUAGAGGGACAAUAGAGCCCUGAGUACCAGGCCUGUAGCAACCUGAUGGAGGGACAAUAGAGCCCUGAGCACCAGGCUUGUUGCGACCUGAUGGAGGGACAAUAGAGCCCUGAGUACCAGGCCUGUAGCGACCUGAUGGAGGGACAAUAGAGCCCUGAGUACCAGGCCUGUAGCGACCUGAUAGAGGGACAAUAGAGCCCUGAAUACCAGGCCUGUAGCGACCUGAUGGAGGGACAAUAGAGCCCUGAGUACCAGGCCUGUAGCGACCUGAUGGAGGGACAAUAGAGCCCUGAGUACCAGGCCUGUAGCGACCUGAUGG
This is a messenger RNA of Salvelinus fontinalis (brook trout), 9251 nucleotides long. RefSeq names its product keratin-associated protein 16-1-like. The record is from RefSeq and is a predicted model, not a curated record. The transcript is spliced from 2 exons. The coding region runs from base 708 to 1919 and encodes 403 amino acids. NCBI's taxonomy places the organism in Eukaryota, Metazoa, Chordata, Actinopteri, Salmoniformes, Salmonidae.